AUGAUAGGAAGAGCCGACAUCGAAGGAUCAAAAAGCAACGCUGUUUCGCUCUACAUUAUGAACGCUUGGCAUAGUGGGUGAGAGCCACUUAAAAAGCCAGCAUUUUAUCCCUGUGGUAACUUUUCUGACACCCAAGAACCCCCAGAAAGCUUAAAACCAAGUAACAAAACCUGCCCAACCUCAAGCAGCAAAAAAAGACUCAAAAAGGAUCGAUAGGCCAUGCUUUCACAGUUUGUAUUCAUACUGAAAAUCAAAAUCAAGUGAGCUUUUUACCCAUUUUUGUUCUAUUACAUGAGAUUUGA
Porites lobata is the source of this 302-nucleotide messenger RNA. NCBI's taxonomy places the organism in Eukaryota, Metazoa, Cnidaria, Anthozoa, Scleractinia, Poritidae. The record is from the annotation of a GenBank genome assembly.